AUGGACGCCCGGCUGCCCCGGGCUCCGGGGGCUGCGCGGCGAGGCUGCCCGCCAGGAGCCAAAGCAGGCGGCAGAGAGUCGCCUGGGCGCGGGGCGCGGGGCGGGGGGCGGGGGGCCCCGAGGGGUCUGGGCCUCGGGUCCCAGUGGGCUGGGGCGCAGCGCGCGACGGGGGAAGACCCCGCGGCCGGAGGUGGCGGCGUCCGGGGACAGCCGAGGGGCCGCUCCGACCCGGGGCGCCGCGGCGAGUUCGCGUCCCCCCUGCGCGCCCGGGACGCUGAGCCCCGCGCCUCGCCGACUCCCGCCCCGCGCGGCGCCGCCUUCUCUCCGGCAGCUGGGCCGGCUAAAAGUUUGAGGCCAGAGGCGGGGAGGCCGCGCAGCCAGCGCUCCUGCGGCGCUCGGGUCGUCGCUCAGACGGGGCCGGCCGAGCCCAGUCCGCCCUCGGCCGCUGCAGGGCACGGAGGUGGCGCCUCCCCCAGCAAACCGGACCGACUGGAUCCCGCAGCCGCAGGGGAUGACGCGGGCGCCCCCGCGGCCCCGGCUCCGGGCGGGGAGGGCGAGCCCCUCGGCCGGCACCGCGACGCGCGCCUGGGCAGCGCCGAUAAGGAGCUGAAGGCAGGGGCCGCCGCCGCGCGCAGCUCCCCUACAGCGCUGGGGACGCCCCGGCAGCGCGAGCCGCGGGUCGAGGUUAUGGACUCAGCGGGCGGCGCGCGCAGCCUGCUCCCCCGGCCCUGCCGCGUGCUGAUCCUGGUAAACCCGCGCGGAGGCAAGGGCAAGGCGCUGCAGCUCUUCCGCAGCCACGUGCAGCCCCUGCUGGCGCAGGCCGAGGUCUCCUUCACGCUGAUGCUCACUGAGCGGCGGAACCACGCUCGGGAGCUGGUGCGCGGGGAGGAGCUGGGGCGCUGGGAUGCGCUGGUGGUCAUGUCCGGAGACGGGCUGAUGCAUGAGGUGGUGAACGGGCUCAUGGAGCGGCCCGACUGGGAGACUGCCAUCCGGAAGCCCCUGUGCAGCCUCCCCGCCGGCUCUGGUAACGCGCUGGCAGCUUCUCUGAACCAUUAUGCCGGCUACGAACAGGUGACUAAUGAGGACCUCUUGACCAACUGCACGCUUCUGCUGUGCCGCCGGCUGCUGGCACCCAUGAACCUGCUGUCACUGCAGACAGCCUCCGGGACGCGCCUCUUCUCCGUGCUUAGCCUGGCUUGGGGCUUCAUUGCUGACGUGGAUCUGGAGAGCGAGAAGUUCCGGCGUCUAGGGGAGAUGCGCUUCACUCUGGGCACCUUCCUGCGCCUGGCGGCCCUGCGUGUCUACCAGGGCACACUGGCCUACCUCCCCGUGGAAAGGGUGGUCUCCCAAGUGCCCACCUCCCCUGCUGUGGACCGGCAGAACCAGCAGGGUCCUACAGAUGUGCACCUCGUACCCCUGGAGGAGCCAGUGCCCUCACACUGGACGGUGGUACCAGAGCAGGACUUCGUGCUGGUGCUGGCCCUGCUGCACUCACACCUGGGCAGCGAGAUGUUUGCUGCCCCCAUGGGCCGAUGCCGGGCUGGCACUAUGCACCUGUUCUACGUGCGGGCAGGUGUGUCUCGGGCCAUGCUGCUGCGCCUCUUCCUGGCCAUGGAGAAGGGCAGGCACAUGGAGUAUGACUGUCCCUACCUGGUGUAUGUGCCUGUGGUUGCCUUCCGCCUGGAGCCCAAGGAUGGGAAGGGGGUGUUUGCUGUGGACGGGGAGCUGAUGGUCAGUGAGGCUGUGCAGGGCCAGGUGCACCCAGACUACCUCUGGAUGGUCAGUGGCUGCAUGGAGCCCCCAGCCAGCCAGAAGCCUCCCCAGGGACCAUCUCCAGAAGAGCCCUUGUGACUGUGGGCCUUGCCGUGCUUUAGCCUCCUUGGUCAACUCUGGCAGGACCCUCUCCACCCUUCCGCCAGUACUGGAGGGCCUGUCCGCAGCUCAUGUGCCAGGGAGGAGGAGGACCCCUGAAGACGGUGGGAAGGUAGAGGCUGUGCUUUGGGAGGGCAGGCUCUGCCUACCAAAGGCCAGCAUGAGGCUCUGGGCCAGGAGCCCAGCUGGUUGGGCCUCCCUGCCUACAGAAGCCACUCCCAUUUUGUUUCUGGGAGCCCAACCCCAUGAAUUAAAUACAAAUAAAGUGACAUUCCCAGCC
Molecule: messenger RNA, 2152 nt
Organism: Canis lupus familiaris (dog)
Lineage: Eukaryota; Metazoa; Chordata; Mammalia; Carnivora; Canidae
Gene: SPHK1
Product: sphingosine kinase 1
Exons: 7
Coding region: 1-1851 (616 amino acids)
Biological process (GO): negative regulation of apoptotic process; sphingosine biosynthetic process; cellular response to growth factor stimulus
Cellular component (GO): membrane; cytoplasm; intracellular membrane-bounded organelle
Source: RefSeq, a predicted model, not a curated record